Trypanosoma conorhini is the source of this 1263-nucleotide messenger RNA. RefSeq lists its product as uncharacterized. The record is from RefSeq and is a predicted model, not a curated record. The annotation marks the transcript as partial. NCBI's taxonomy places the organism in Eukaryota, Euglenozoa, Kinetoplastea, Trypanosomatida, Trypanosomatidae. The transcript has a single exon. Gene Ontology annotation, cellular component: plasma membrane; endoplasmic reticulum membrane; endoplasmic reticulum-plasma membrane contact site. Gene Ontology annotation, molecular function: sterol transfer activity; sterol binding. Gene Ontology annotation, biological process: intracellular sterol transport.
AUGAUGCGUUGGGAGGAUGUUGAUUCUGUUGAAAAAAGAACAAGCUUUUUUUUUGAGUCCAUUGUUGUGAAAACAAAGCAACUUGAGGAAUACGCUUUUUCUGGCUUUUUAUUCGGAGGAGCAGGUCAAAUAUUCAAGCUGCUCAAGACACUAUGGACCGUUCGUGCAAGAUACGCCUUUGCCCAGACGCCAAUGCCCCAAAUACAAAUACCACUCCCAGUAUCAGCGGAACCGUCCCCAAUAGAAGCUUCCUCAGGGUCGUUUCAUUCGCGUGGAAAAGCAUAUCCUGUAAAUGAUGGAGUUGCAUGCAACGAUGAGGAUACAAACUCCUCGAGCUCUUUGGCCUCAUCAUUAAGGGCAACGCAUUCGGAAGCUGCGUCGCGUAAUCCACUUAACGAUACUGGAGCAAGUGAACUUGAGGCCAACGAACUCCCGCUUCGGGAUCAGGAUACCGAGGAAGAGGCUCAGAGUGUAUUGACACCGACAAAACCAUUGCCAACUCAAGCUCCAGUUUUAGCAAACGAUGAUGAGUUGCAAUCCUCACCUAACAUUCCCAAGUCAGAGCUAUUGAUCGAUUCCUUUCAAUGCAGCUAUGUAAGUGGAGUGCAUCGACUUGGAAGGCUUUAUAUUACAACAAAGUACAUAUUAUUUUCUUCAUUGAUGAUGACGGAGACUCUCCAAAUCAGUUUUGCGGAUGUGACCAGUAUUGGGAAGGAGCAAACCAUGAUGAUAUUGGACGGAAUUGUCAUUAAAGUUGUUGGCGGUGAAAACUAUAGUUUCACAAGUUUUGUCAGUCGCGAUGCUGCAUUUAAUAUUUUGACCCAUUUUUUUAAUGUAACGAAAACGCUUAAUCCUCCAUCACGGAUUCUGUCUCAGGCUCUCCAGGGGCGCAAUACAUCUACCGGGUUUACAACCCAAACAAGUGAGCCAGAUAUCUCGAAAUUUCCUACUGUUGAUUCACUUGACGACUUUUCGAAGGUAUUGACCGAUUACGGAACGGCCCUCAGCGAUUUCUCAUCCUUCACAAGGGAGCUUGUGGACCCCAUUUUGCUGCCGGAGGGAAAAACUGUCCUGGAUGUGUUCAAGGUUUGCUUCGACGAUGACGCUUCCCUGUUGGAGGAGUAUCAUAAGGCGCGAAAUGACACCAAACAAAAGUGGGAGCCGUGGCGACCUGCGAAUGCCGGCAGCCCGCCGUUUUCGGGCCAAAGAAAAUUCACGUGCACAACGACAAUUAAGGCUGUGGUGUCCAAGUCGUGCCCAUUU